This is a messenger RNA of Peronospora matthiolae, 1656 nucleotides long. The record is from the annotation of a GenBank genome assembly. Lineage: Eukaryota; Oomycota; Peronosporomycetes; Peronosporales; Peronosporaceae.
AUGAGCCCAAGGAACGACUCCGGUUUCAAGGUCGAGCCUUUCGACGGCUCGAACUCUGGGUUGUGGAGUUACAAGAUGAAGAUGUACCUGAUGUCGAAGGGGCUGUGGGGCGCGAUAGCGGGCGAUGAGACAAUGAGUGAGGCCAAGGAACAGCAAGUCCACGCCGCGAUCGUGCUUAAUCGGAGCGAUUCGCAGCUGAUGCAUGUCAUCGACUCUGCCACUGCAAGAGAAGUGUGGGGACAUUUGGCGCGGUUUCAUCACAGUCAUGACAUGGCGAAUCGACAUUGGCUGAAAGAACUGUUGGCCUCGUUCAAACAUGCAGCAUCAAGCAUGAGCGGUUAUGCGAUGGAGCUGGAGGACCUCGUGAAGCGCGCGAACUGCGGUCCAAGUGAAGAGGACGUGUGCGCAGUACUGUUGCGGAGUCUACCUUCAAGCUUCGAGAGCUUGAAUGAGGCUGCACGGAUAGAGGAUGCAACGGCGCUCUACGCAGGCACGAGGAAGAGUAAGCAGUACCCGAAGAAGCAACAAGGACGGCGCGCGAAAGGACCAUCAGGGACCUGCUACAACUGUGGCAAGGUCGGACACUACACCAGAGAUUGUCGCUCCGGUCGAGGGCCAAGGGAGCACCAGCAUGACCAGUCGAAUGUCGCGUUCAAUGCCAGCGAAGGUUUCGCGAGCGACAGCUGGGUCAUGGACAGUGCGGCGUCAGCACACAUGUGCAAGGAUCGAGAUGCGUUCGAAGAUUACGAAGAAGUGCAUCAUGCGCGAAGUAUCUCAAGCGCAAAGAGCAACGUGAAGCUGAAUGUCAUUGGACAUGGGAAAGUGAAGCCGCGCGUCUGGACAGGGCAUGCGUGGAUCGAAGCUCGCCUUGAGAACACACUUCACGUUCAAGAUUCGUCCAAGAACCUGUUUUCGCUCACGGCUGCGGCAGCGCGCGGCAUGACAGUGGAGAUAACGCGCAACGAGUGCGUGGUGAAGCAUGGCAGGAAACCCGUCGCAACAGGACGGAAGCAGGAUUUCCUACUGUAUCUCAACGCUGACUAUUGUACGGAGUGCCACAUGGCCGAAGACGAGACUGAGCUAUGGCAUAGAAGACUGGGCCACGUGUCGUAUGGUACUCUGAAUGCCAUGAUUAGUGACGUAAGGAUCAAGGGCGCAACGAUGAAGACGAACGUUGCGUGUGACGUAUGCGCAACGUCAAAGCAAGUGCGCAAGUCAUUCAAGACAAGUGAAGAAGACGCUGAAACCAGGGAGAGUUCGCGUUCCGACGUGGUGGUGUGCUCCGGCGUUCUCGGACCUAUCACGCCAGCGUCCAAGUCUGGUUUCAGUUACGCCGUAACCUUCAUCAUGAUGAAGAGCAGGUAUGUAACGGUCUAUCCGUUGCGAAAGAAGAGCGACGUUGCGAGUGCGUUCAAGCGGUUUUACCAAGAUAUCAAGACAGCAUCUGGAACGAAGAUAAAAGUGUUGCGAAGUGAAAACGGCGGCGAAUACCGGAACGAAACGAUGAACAACUUUUGCAAGGCAAAGUUCAUCAAGCAAGAGUUCACGGUUCCGUACAACCCAGAGCAGAACGGGAUGGCGGAGCGGAUGAACCGCACGCUGGUGGAGAUGACGCGCUGUAUGCUCAACGAAAGCGGCCUCGACAAGUCGUACUGA